AUACACAUCACAACAACAACAGUUAUACACAUCACAACAACAACAGUUAUACACAUCACAUCACAACAACAACAGUUAUACACAUCACAACAACAACAGUUAUACACAUCACAACAACAAAGAAUACAACCAUAGUGGAAUACCCAAGACUUAAGUCCAUUAAUCAUUAGAUCUUCUGUCUCUGAAGAAAGGCUUUGCCGUCUCAGUAGUGACAGCUGUCUGUCACAAGCUACGUUAUUAAGGACAGGAAUGGGAGCUCCACUAACUAGCUAUCCCGAACUCCAGAAAAUCUUACCUAGUGCAUACAAAUAUAAUAUCAAUGGGUUUGCUGACCUGAAUGAGACUGGACAAAAUUAUUUAAACAAAUGUAAUUUUAGGACAAGUUUUCAGCUGAACCUUAAAAAUAAAUUAGAAGUUAAAUUGUGGAUAAAAGACUUUGAGAAGACAUGUGGCAUGAAGUGGCAAGUUAGCAAGACUUAUCUUGGUUGGGGAAGCAGAGGAAAUGUUAAUGUUUAUCAGGUUGAUUUGAAAUGUCAUCAUACAGCUUCUGUAAGCAGCACAGCUGUAAAGGAGGAUGCAUUAAAUAGUACUUGCUGCCCUGCAAAUAUGUCUGUCAUGGUAAAGGAAGGAACACAAGUAGUGCCCGAUGGAUUAUGUCACCUCUGCACUGAUGAACUUGUCUCGUCUAACCCAUGGAAACGGAAUCAUACUGAGUUUUCGCCCUUACUUGGAGGAGUGCAUAAUACUCUUGAUGGUGAAGCAUCUCGGAAAGGAAAAACACAGAUAGCAUAUAGUCAAGCGUCACAAUGUGAAGAUCUCUGCUCAAGAGAGUUCCCAACGUACGUUUAUCUCAGUUUUCAGCACAAUCACCAAGUUUCUUUGCCAGAACAUUGUGAAAAAGAAUCUGUAUCGAAGAUAAAACAAAAACUGAUAGCGCUCUAUAGAACAGGAUACACUCCAUUAACGGCCCUCGAGGCUCUCAAGCAUGACCUGCAAAAAGACUACUACUUUAUGGCGGGUGACAGAGCCCAGGUUCCUGAUAAACAGUUCUGUUAUCGGGUGUAUUAUAGUAUGUUCUCUCGAAGUUCACUUCCACGCCAACCAUCAAGCAAUGAGACAUCAGUCGAUCUUCACCAUCAACAAUGUGAUGAAAUUAAUAAAAGGCUACACGUAAAUCAUAAUACAAAAUUUACCAGCCCGCUAGAUACAAAACUGCACAUAAACCAAAAUAAGCAUCUAUUAGAAAGACAAUUGCAUGGCCACUCAAAGACAUUUUUUAAUAAAAGUGACAUGGGUCAUUGUAAACUGUUAAACAAACCAGUAAGUAGUACGAAGUUAGAUAAGAAUUGUAUGCAGUUUGGUGAAGAAAUUGAGAGUAGCUAUAAUAUGACUUCAAAUAAUGACAUAUUAGUUGACAUUCAUAAUAAGCUAUCAAGUGACCAUGAUGAAAGAUUAAAACCUUAUUGCAAAACCUAUCAAUUUCAGUGUGCAGAUGCUGAAAGAUCAGAUGAAGAAAUGUUGAGUGACCUUCAGGAUAACUUGAAAAGAAUUUGUGGGAUGUAUAAUUUGAAGUGUGCAAAUAUUGAAAAAUGUGAUGACCAAGUUAUUGUUGCAGUCUGUUCUCCUUUGACAAAAAUGGUGUCAAAUGAAAUUAGUGACAAUGAAGAAUGUGAGUAUAAUUCUUCUGAACCCGAGGACAUGACAUAUUUGGAAUGUGAAAGUGUGCCAGUUCAUUUUCAUUCUGAAACAUAUGCAAAUGAAUCAACCAUAGAACAUUGCAUUGAGGAUAUGAGGACAGUCUUUGAUGAUUUGUUAACAAAAGUAGAAUAUAAUCCUGAAGUUUUUGUGAAACCAAUGGCAGUAUUUUUUAAAAAUUACCACCGAAUAAAAAAAGAUAAUGAUUUGAAAUCGGCUUUGCAUACAUUUGGUAAAUACACAAAUUUAACAAUGCCCAUAAUAAAAUCCUUAAAGGGUUUGCAUGUAGGUGACUCUGUUGAAGGUGAGCAAAAUUCCACAGUAUACGCAAGAAAGAGGAAAAGUUCAUAUGAAAAUUGUCAGCAAAAAUGUCUUAAGAUUGAAGAAGCUAUUUAAACAUUUUCUGUGGCAUUAUGUAAUGACUUGUCUGUUCUUAUUAGUUUUAUAUAAAUGGUGUAAAACACUCUCAAGAUCAAGUUAACACCACUAGGCUUUGGUGUCAGGGACUCUAGUGUUCUUUUCUAAUGAUUGCAGAAACUAAUUCUAACAGACAAGUAUCUCGUCUAGAGACCAGAGAGUCCAAAGGAUGUGAUUUACGAGUACAGGUGCACAAGAAGAAUGACUACUCGGCAAUCUGUCUGGAUGUGUCAGCUUGAACUCUGUACCCUAGAUAGGACAUCAUCUCCCAUGAUAACUGGGGCAUGUCCCUGGUGUAUAGUAAUAACUUAUUCCUAUGUGUAUGGAGAUGUCUUCUCCCCAAUUGCUAUGCUCGAUUUUAUUUUCGUGGCUACCGAUAUGGAAUGUUGUUAAUAUAUCUAUGGUUUGUCAUGAGCCCAGAGCAGUUUUAGGCGGGCUCAGACUCCCAUCCACUUGGGCUGGAUGGUCUCACUUCAUGCAGAUCGGCGUUCAAUCCACGACCUUCCAAGUGGUUGGGCACCAUUCCUUCCCCUCCCUGUCCCAUCCCAAAUCCUUAUCCUUUCCCAGUGCUAUAUAGUCAUAAUGACUUGGCACUUCUCCUGAUAAUUCCUUUCCUUCCUUUAGGUGGGCUCAACUGAUGACUCCAUGUCAAAUUUAUAACAAGUGUAGUUCAUCCUGAAAGUACUGUACUGCAAUUUUUUUCUUAUACAGUAUACAUAUUGGUUCAGGUUAAUGAUGCAGUGUAGGAAUAGUACCUGUACAUUAUUCCCUGAAACAUAAAAGAAUGACAUGCACAUUAUAGUACUGUAUUAGUGAUCAUAUUCAUUUUGGGUCCUUUGUUCACAUUACAUUUUCCCAGUCCAUAGAAACUUGAGUGUAUAUUGUAGAAAGGUGUAAUUUCUUAUUGAGCAAUAAUGGGUUUGUGUUAAAUAAAAUUAAAAAAUUAUCAUACUGCACAGUAUUGUAUGUCAUAAGUUAUUGUAUUUAUGCAAGAUAAAUAAAGUAUCUAUCUUUU
Molecule: messenger RNA, 3127 nt
Organism: Procambarus clarkii (red swamp crayfish)
Lineage: Eukaryota; Metazoa; Arthropoda; Malacostraca; Decapoda; Cambaridae
Source: RefSeq, a predicted model, not a curated record